Manis javanica (Malayan pangolin) is the source of this 1053-nucleotide messenger RNA. It is a transcript of the gene SVBP, whose product is annotated as small vasohibin binding protein. Gene Ontology annotation, biological process: negative regulation of protein ubiquitination; protein secretion. NCBI's taxonomy places the organism in Eukaryota, Metazoa, Chordata, Mammalia, Pholidota, Manidae. The record is from RefSeq and is a predicted model, not a curated record. Gene Ontology annotation, cellular component: apical part of cell.
AGAGGCCGGGGUGCCCCGCGUGGGGCCUGGUCCGCGCGCGGUGGGGCCCCACAGUCCCACGGCUGCGGAGGGAAGUCACUAGCUCCCGAGCACCGCCUGCCCCCCGCCGCCAUUUUGCACCCGGAGCGUGCCGCUGCGGGCCGGGUGGGGCGGCCGAGGGCGGCGUGCCGGGCGGGCAGCGCUGAGACGCAACUGUCGGGCCCGGCCGCGGUGGGAAAGCCCUGGCCGGCAGACGGGGGCCGUGCGACGCCCCGGCCUCUCCGCUUCCGCGCCUCGAGAGCGCGGCUGGCUGGUGCCCCGGCGGGCUCACAGUGUGACAGCCCCACGCUGGGUACAGCACGCCCCGUGUGUGAAAUGCUUUCACACCCUUCUCGUUUGGGCCCACACGGCAGCUCCUGGCAGGAGGCCGGGGAAUGGACUGUUGUUCCAUUGUGCAGACAGAGAAAACUAAGGCUCAGAGUUGGAGGUCAGAGCUAAGAAGUAUUCAGAAGCCGAGUCAUGGAUCCACCUGCUCGGAAAGAAAAAUCCAAAGUUAAAGAACCUGUCAGCAGAGUUGAGAAGGUCAAGCAGAAAUCAGCCCAGCAGGAGCUGAAGCAGAGACAAAGAGCAGAGAUCUAUGCCCUCAACAGAGUCAUGACCGAGCUGGAGCAGCAGCAGUUUGAUGAGUUUUGUAAGCAGAUGCAGCCUCCCGGAGAGUGAGCCACCCGGGUGCAAACUAGAUGGGACCCGGGGCUUUGUGAGCUUGUUACCAGGUUUAAGCUGAGAUGGCUCAUUUGGAGCCUUACAGAACUAGACCAGAGGAACAUCUGCAUUAUUCCUAAAACUGGAUAAAUCUGAACUUCUUGUACGUACUUUGGCUUCAUUGGUUCCUCCAAUCUGAAUUGGCCCAGUGCUUGCUGAAGAGACUUGUUUUAUUCUGUUUUAAAAUGAUAGAUCAAAACUUGUUUUAAGACAGUAGAUUUUUUUAACCUUUUUCUAUUGUUUGAGAAAAUGUCACUGUUUCUGGUGAAACUGUAAAUCUCCAAAAACACAAAUAAAAUACUAAAUAAAAUG